UUGCCGUCUAGUUUGGAUUAAUAUUUGCCGUCAAGUUUGGAUUAAUAUUUUUAAAUCAUUUCAAAACAUGAUACAAAAAAUGUCAGAAAAGAGUCUUAACGACACUGAGGAAUAUACAAAUAUAAAAGAAGUACUAUCAAUAUCUGAACCUAUGCUAAGUCAUGAUGUUAGUUAUGUUACUCACAAAGAGUUAAAUGACAUGUCAAAUGAAGUAAAUCAGUAUGAGAAACUAUCCUACAAAAAGCACAAUGGCGAGCAUUGUUUUGUAAAAAGAAGUGAUUCAGAAGAAUGGCAACUUUCUGAAAUAAUACACAGUCGAAAGCAAGCUGAUGGACUGAUAGAAUAUUAUGUUCACUAUCAAGGAUGUAAUAGAAGAUUAGAUGAAUGGGUACCUCAAGACCGUGUUGAUCGAACAAGAUCUAUACCUGAACAGGAAAUAAAACCAAAUGUUGAUUUAGUGUCAAUUGAAGGAGAAAACAUUGAUCGUAAAAUCACAAGAAACCAAAAACGAAAACAUGAUGAAAUUAAUCAUGUCCAAAAGAGUUAUGAAGAGAUGGACCCUACAACAGCAGCCCUGGAAAAAGAACAUGAAGCUAUUACACGUGUAAAAUAUAUAGACACUAUUGAGAUGGGAAAAUAUGACAUUGAUACUUGGUAUUAUAGUCCAUAUCCUGAUGAAUAUUCAAAACAAAAAAAGUUGUUUAUUUGUGAAUAUUGCAUUAAAUAUAUGAAGUUCGAAGCAACAUACAGACGUCAUUUGGAAAAGUGUAAGUUGCGUCAACCACCUGGUCGAGAAAUUUAUCGCAAAGAUUCUAUUUCUGUUUAUGAGGUUGAUGGUAAAGACUACAAAAUCUACUGCCAAAAUAUAUGUCUACUUGCUAAACUGUUUCUUGAUCACAAAACGCUUUAUUUUGACGUUGAGCCAUUCCUUUUCUAUAUUCUAACAGAGGUUGAUAAAGAAGGGGCACAUAUGGUGGGAUAUUUUUCAAAGGAGAAAGAUUCACCUGAAGGUAAUAAUGUGGCUUGUAUUUUAACACUGCCACCAUAUCAACGAAAAGGUUAUGGAAAAUUUCAAAUUGCAUUUAGCUAUGAGUUAUCAAAAAUUGAAGGACUAAUUGGAUCUCCAGAAAAGCCGUUAUCUGAUCUUGGCAAAUUAAGCUACAGAAGUUACUGGACAUGGGUUUUACUAGAUGUUCUGCGAACCUCAUCAGGCACUCUAUCAAUAAAGGAUUUAAGUGUUUUAACCAGUAUUACACAAGAAGAUUGCAUUGGUACAUUACAGUCCUUAAAUAUGGUGAAGUAUUGGAAAGGUCAGCACGUCAUAUGUGUUACUCCGAGGCUUAUUGAAGAUCAUUUAAAAACAUUUCCGUCAAAAAAACCACCACUUACUGUAGAUCGUGUUUGCUUACUUUGGUCUCCGCCAUACAAAAAGAAAAUGAAAAAGUAGUGCGUCAUAUGGUUACAUUAUAUGAUUACGUUAUAAAGGUUACGCAAGAUUAUAGUUAUAUUUUAAAUAACGACACAUUCAUUUAUGCUUAAUUCAUUCAUGCUUAAUUAAAUUUAUUGUAAAGUGUGAUGAAACAAACAUAAGAAGUAAGAAUUAAACUUUGUAUAAA
Molecule: messenger RNA, 1616 nt
Organism: Hydra vulgaris (swiftwater hydra)
Lineage: Eukaryota; Metazoa; Cnidaria; Hydrozoa; Anthoathecata; Hydridae
Product: histone acetyltransferase KAT8
Biological process (GO): negative regulation of DNA-templated transcription; positive regulation of transcription by RNA polymerase II
Cellular component (GO): MSL complex; chromatin
Molecular function (GO): histone H4K16 acetyltransferase activity; transcription coregulator activity
Source: RefSeq, a predicted model, not a curated record